Messenger RNA from Striga asiatica, 525 nucleotides. Lineage: Eukaryota; Viridiplantae; Streptophyta; Magnoliopsida; Lamiales; Orobanchaceae. The record is from the annotation of a GenBank genome assembly.
AUGGUAGGAAAAAGAUCAAUUGAUAUCCAAACUCCGAAGAAGAUACGAAAACCCAAGCCAUGGAAGCAUACAGAAGCAAUAACUCGAGCACAACUAACCCAAAUGCGUGAAGAGUUUUGGGACACUGCCCCACAUUAUGGCGGUAGGAAAGAAAUCUGGGAUGCUCUUCGAGCAGCAGUGGAGGCAGAUUUGAGUCUUGCGCAGGCAAUCGUGGACAGUGCUGGUGUUAUCGUUCAAAAUCCCGAUUUGACCAUCUCUUAUGAUGAGAGAGGGGCCAAGUAUGAGUUGCCGAAAUAUGUUCUGAGCGAGCCCACAAAUCUGAUCCGUGACAGUUGAGAAGAAGGGAGAGUAGAAAAUAAGGGAACUUGGUACAUUGUGUAAAUUGGUCUCGUUUAUGAUUUUUGUUUCUUAAUUCGUCUGAUUUGUGCCCAACUCUAUAAAACUGUAGCAUACUAGCAUGAAGCUCGUCACGCAUAAUACUAUCGUUUGAUGUUUGACAGGAACCAACUUAAUGUGCAUUUGUUG